Molecule: messenger RNA, 1120 nt
Organism: Toxorhynchites rutilus septentrionalis
Lineage: Eukaryota; Metazoa; Arthropoda; Insecta; Diptera; Culicidae
Exons: 2
Coding region: 25-831 (268 amino acids)
Source: RefSeq, a predicted model, not a curated record
AUUGUUAACGAAGGAGUGUUCAUCAUGAAAUGCAGCAUUACAGCUGUGGUUCUACUCUCGAUUGCUUCGCAAAUCCAUUGCAUCGAUUGGUACACAUUUACGGAACAAGUCUACGGUGGCAUCCAAACAGGACUCUCUCAACUGAACUCCGCCGCUGCGGAUCUCAACCGGACAAUCAACGAACAACAAGAUGUGAUAGUGAACAGCAUUGAAGAUGUGACGCGUUACAUAAACGCAUCGCUGGCUGGUCUGUGGUCUCGCUAUCCCACAUUUAAACUGACAACAGAUCAACUGUAUGAUACAACCUACUACACGACUUACGUCCGUGACGUAUCGGAAAACUAUCGGAAGUCAGUGACUAACAACGUAAUGAUACCGGCCCAGGAUAUUGUCCGGAACAUUUUAAGCACUAUGGUCAAUUUCUACUCUUCGACAUUCAAUACAUGCUCGGAACAGAAAGCUAUGAGUUUAUCUCAGGCGAGUGCAUCCGUCGGUCGUCUGAAGGACUGUCUCUCAAUGGCACAUCCUUUUGCCCGAGGGCUGGCAAGUACGGUAAAAUCGUUGAUGGAGUAUGCUAAGGCGGGAGUACAGGUUGUUAUUGAUCAACAAAAAGUUUGUUCCCUGAGUUCAAGAAAUUGCACCAACAAAUACUUCGCGGAUUUGCCAGAUCAAUUAAAUAAAAUAAUAUCAGCUAUCGCUGAUUUGAGCAGCUUACCGUACGCCUUCGUAAAUACAGGAGGACCCAUCAACAAGGGGUGCGUGAAGUUAAUAUCAUUAGAUGUUCAAGAUAUAUUGCAAAAUAUUGCAAAUCAGAUGAGUGCGUGUCAGUGAUACUUAACCAGUAAACUAUAAUACCCAUAACGGACAAAAUUGUUGAGAAACCCCGAGUAAUUAUUACCUGUUGGCAGGGCCCGAAAUCUUCGAAGGUGAAAACUGAAGACCGACUCUACUCUCAGUAGAUUCGCUUCGACUAGAACUGCUUCGACAGUCGCCGUCAACAAAAAGUGACUUGAAUUGAAAAUGAAUUGACUAGCGUUGGCUAGCGAGGAUGACUGGUGAACUAGUCCAGCUAGUGGUUAUUUUAACUGACGCGACAAAUGAAUACAAAUCUGCCUCUUCA